This is a messenger RNA of Malaclemys terrapin pileata, 5261 nucleotides long. RefSeq names its product zinc finger protein 420-like. Bases 656 to 4081 code for a protein of 1141 amino acids. Gene Ontology annotation, biological process: negative regulation of transcription by RNA polymerase II. Gene Ontology annotation, molecular function: DNA-binding transcription repressor activity, RNA polymerase II-specific. The record is from RefSeq and is a predicted model, not a curated record. The transcript has 8 exons. Lineage: Eukaryota; Metazoa; Chordata; Testudines; Emydidae.
UGUGAUAAGUCCCAGCUCCUGGACUCCUGUGAUUAUGGGAAAAUCUCUGCUUUCACUUAGAAAAGGGGGUAUGUUUCUUUUAAAAACAAACAAACAUAAAAGCCUCCUAAACCACACCAAAACCAACACCACCCAUGCCAAAUAAACCUGGAAAACAGAACUCUUUAAAGGUUCCAAAAAGUAGAAAGCAAACAAAAGUAACUUCGACCUUUUAAAACCUCACCCCUUUUAAGCCCAUCUUGUGAUUAUCCUGUGGUUUAGCUCGUGAUUUUUCCUGUGACAACACUGGGAUCAUAAAAUCCCAUUAACCCUUAACAGCCCGUCACUGGGCAUGUGAUACAGCAGAGGGGAAGUUCUCGGUCACGCCUUCCCUCAUCACGAGGUAGGCAAGAGGACUCAGGAGCUGGGGCUGCAGCUGGGAGGAGGAACAGGGCUGAGUUUUCUCUGCUCGGGGGUUGCUGGACCUGGCAGAGCCGGGGGCGGUCACUGAUAGCCGCCUCCCCCAGGCUGGAGGCUCGCUGAGCUGGGUGGGCCUCACUCAGCAUCUGUAUUAGUUCGCCCCCCAGCCUGGAUCAGGGCGGCUCCAUCCAGCUGCAGAACAAGGUCCACGGUUCACUCCUGAUCAUCCCCUUCUCCUGCGGGCCAGGGCAGGGAAAUGGCUGGAGCAGAGCCUGCUCAGGGACCGGUGACCUUCAAGGAAGUGGCUUUGUAUUUCACUGACCCCAGUCAGAGGGCCCUCUACAGGGACGCCAUGCAGAAGAACUAUGCGAACAGGACCUCACAGGGAUCUCCGAUUCCCAAACCCAAUGCUGUCUCCUGGCGGCAACAAGAGGAAGAGCCAUGGGUCUCGGAUCGCCAAGGCUCUGGGGAAAGGGAGAACCCGAGAGGAGACUGCCCAGUGCAGGGAAUUGACUCCUGUCCAGAUCAUCCCACUCGCCUCGGGGAAAUAUUCAGGACCCGCAAAGACUCCCUAUUGCGCAAGGGCACACGCCCCAGGGAGAGACUGAACACGUGCAAAGACUGCGGGAAGAGCUUCCGUCAGCGGUCCAACCUCCUGGCGCAUCAGAGGACCCACGGGGGAAAGAGACCCCACCCAUGCACUGACUGUGGCAAAACCUUCAGUGCCUUCUCCAACCUCCUGCGACACCAGCGUGGGCACGCCGGUGAGAAGCCCUACAAAUGCCCCGACUGCGGGAAAGGCUUCGGGCACAGCUCGGCCUUGGUCACCCACCGGCGGAUCCAUACCGGAGAGAAACCCUACGCCUGCGGGGACUGCGGGAAGCGCUUCAACGUGGUCUCCAACCUGGUGCGUCACCAGCGGAGCCACACGGGCGAAAAGCCCUACAAGUGCCCCGACUGCGGGCGGCGCUGCAGUCAGCGCUCCCACCUGGUCACCCACCGGCGGCUGCACACUGGCGAACGUCCCUAUGUCUGCCUGGAGUGCGGGAAGUGCUUCAACGUCAGCUCGGACCUCAUCAAGCACCGGCGCAUCCACACCGGGGAGCGGCCCUACGCCUGCAGCGACUGCGGGAAAUGCUUCAGCGGCAGCUCCAACCUGCUGACCCACCAGCGGCUGCACACGGGCGAGCGGCCCUACAAGUGCCCUGACUGUGGGAAAGGCUUCACCAUCAGCUCCAAGCUGAUCGCCCACCAGCGCACCCACACCGGCGAGCGGCCCUACAGCUGCGCCGACUGCGGGAAGGGCUUCAGCGACCGGCCCCACCUGGACCGGCACCAGAGCGCCUCCCGGCGCGAAAAGCGCUACAAGUGCUCCGACUGUGGGAAGGGCUUCACCACCAGCUCCUACCUCCUCACCCACCAGCGCAGCCACACCGGGGAGACCCCCUUCAUCUGCGGCGACUGCGGGAAGAGCUUCGCCGUGGUCUCCAACUUGGUGCGGCACCGGCGCAUCCACACGGGAGAGAAGCCCUUCCGGUGUGGUGAGUGCGGGCGGCAGUAUAGCCAGCGAGCCCACCUCACCACUCACCAGAGGGUGCACACUGGGGAGCGGCCCUACGUCUGCCUGGACUGCGGGAAAGGCUUCAAUGUCAACUCCUCCCUCACCAAGCACCGCAGGACCCACACCGGAGAGAAACCCUACGUCUGCCCCGACUGCGGGAAACGCUUCAGCCAGAGCUCCAAUCUCACUAUACACCAGAGGAUCCACACAGGAGAGCGACCCUAUCAGUGUCCCGAGUGCGGGAAAAGCUACAUCCAGAGCUCAGCCCUGGUUAAGCAUCGGAGAACACACAUGGCAGAAAAACCCUACAAGUGCCCUGAAUGCGCAAAAAGCUUCACUGUGAGCACCGCCCUCAUUAGGCACCAGAGACUGCACACGGGCGAGCGAUCCUAUACAUGCCCCGAGUGCGGGAAAAGCUUCAGUGUAAACUCAGACCUUAUCCGACACCAGAGACUACACACAGGAGAGAGGCCUUAUAAAUGCCUGGACUGUGGGAGAAGCUACACACAAAGCUCAGCUCUGAUUAGGCAUCAGAGAAUCCAUACAGGAGAAAAGCCUUAUAAAUGCCCCAGUUGCGGCAAGAGCUUCAGCCAAAGGUCAAAUCUCAUUAAACAUCAGAGAAUCCACACGGGAGAAAAACCGUAUAGAUGCGGCGAAUGUGAAAAAUGUUUUAGCACCAGCUCAAAUCUCGUAACGCAUCAGAGACUCCACACUAGACCAGCGGCGGGCACUUUCUGCGGGGGCUGGAACCAGCUCCGGGCUCUGCCGACACCAGCCCCUGAGCCGGAGCCUGCAGGUGAGGGGAGAGACCCGGGGGAAAGCGCUGGGGCCGGGCAGGAAAGUGACUCUCUGAUCUCACAGGCCCUGGGGACCUGCUGCCAUGUGAAUGUGCCUGCAGCACUGGAGCUGGCUGUGUAUUUCACGGAGGAGAAGUGGGCUGUGCUAGACCCCCAUCAGAGAGCUCUCUACAGGGACAUCAUGCAGGAGAACUAUGAGAACGUGACCGUAUUGGCAGGUGAUGGGACGCGGAGUGAGAACGAAGUGGGGAAUCUGCCUCAGGAAGGUCCUGAGCAAGUGCAACGGCACAGAGCAUUAUCAGAGAACAUGUCCCACAGUCCUGAGCAAGGAGACGCCUGUGAGAGUCAGCACAGGGCAGAGAUGCAGCAGGGAACCCACCCAGGGAACAGACAGGAUAAAUUCACUCACCAGGGGGGCAGUUUGAAAGACCUUAAUAAAGACUUGAUGCAGCCGAGAAUCUGCCCCAAAGAUAAACUGUAUCAGUGUGCUGAGUGUGACAGAAGCUUCAAUCGGAGUUCAAACCUUCUUGUCCAUCAGAGAGUCCACACAGGAGAGAAACCCUAUAACUGCCCCAAGUGUGGGAAAAGCUUCAGUGACGGCUCAGCCCUGACUAAACAUCAGAGGAUCCACACCGGAGAGACACCCUAUGUCUGCUCUACCUGUGGAGAAAGCUUCAAUCAGAGAUCAAACCUUACUGUACAUCAGAGAGUCCACACGGGAGAGAGACCCUAUAGCUGCCCUGACUGCGGGAAACGGUUCACUCACUUCUCAAACCUUGUUAAACACCAGACAAUCCACGCGGGAGAAAAACCCCAUAAGUGCCCCAACUGUGGGAAACAUUUCAGGUGGAGCUCACAACUUAUUAAACACCUUGAUUCACACCAGAGAGCCCACAAGGGAGAAGAACCCUAUCGCUGCUCUGACUGUGGGAAACGCUUCAGUUAUAGCUCACACCUUAAUAGACAUCAAAUUAUCCAUACCGGAGAAAGACCCUAUAAAUGCCCCGACUGUGGGAAAAGCUUCAAGCUGAGCUCCAUCCUUCUUGUACAUCAGAGAAUCCACACGGGGGAGAGACCCUAUCACUGCCUUGAAUGCGGGAAAAGCUUCUGUGACAGCUCAGGCCUUAUUAGACAUCGGCGAAUCCAUACCGGGGAAACACCCUUUCAAUGUUCUGUCUGUGGGAAAAGUUUCACUCGGAAAUCGCAUCUUAUUUCACACCAGAGAACCCACACGGGAGAGACACCCUAUAAAUGUUCUGUCUGUGGGAAAAGCUACAAGGUGAAGGUCUCUCUAAUGUCCCACCAGAAACUCCACACAGGAUAGCAUGUGGCAGGAGCUCUCCCUGUGAGGCAACGGGUCUCUGCCCUUCCAAAGCAAAGUAUAAAUAUGCUGCAUUUGCAGAUGGUCUGGGUAGGGGCAGCAGGUGGGCGGAUGGUUUGGGUUUCAGUGGGGAGUGGUUGGUGGAGGCCAGAGGAGGAGAGAACACUGGGUACGGUGGAAGAUGGGUCAUUUCAGGGUCUGGGGAGAGCAGGCAAUGGGAUUAGUGGGGAGACAUUUCUGCAGGUUCCCCAUACACUUUCCAAUGUAGAGAAAAAGUAAAAAUGCUGCAUUGCACUUUGCGUCUGAGUUGUCUCUGUAGCUGCUAAGCCCUCUUGGGGCAGGGGGAUUUAUUUAGGGAAGCAGCGAGGGGCCCUGUGGGGCCAUAGUGAUAAAGCAGAUUGCAGCCAAUCUGCAGUGACAGGAUAUCAGAGCAAUUCACUGUUUAUUGGAAUCCUCUGCAGACAGGGUGGGGGAAAUUUGGGAAUUCAUGGUGGAGAUUCCCCAGCAAGGUGGGGUUUUGCACUGUUCCUAUGAGUGCAGUAUUGUAUAAUGGGGAGAGCAGGGGGCAUUGGGACACAGGACCCCGGCUCUGAGAGGGGAGUGAGGUCUAAUGGGUUAGAGCAGGGAGGACUGGGAGCCCUGAUUCCUGGGUUCAAUAACCAACUCUGCUGGUGUCUCCUGGUGUGAUCUUGUACCAGCCACGUCCCCUCCUCUCUGUGCAUCUAUUGUUUCAUCUCUACAACGCACAUACUAGCAGUCACUCACCACCCCAUGGAGCUUUGAGAUUGUCACUAGUUACUGUGUAUUCAGUGGCUCAGGAGGAAAGAGGCACCAUGGGAGGAAAGUUGCAUUAUUACCAUUAUUGUAAUGCGUUGUAUUAUUAUGUGACAUUCUCCUGUUCCUUGCUGGGUCUCUGUCAGGGGGAGUGUGUUACAGAGCUGAAGGGAAGGGUUUUAGCUAGGUUCCCUUGUCCUUGUUCUCAGGCACAGGCUGUUACACACUCAGAUUAUUCCUGAAACAACUGCCCUGGGUGGGAGUUUCUCCUUGUUUUAGGAUGGUCUGGGAGGGGAGAGGGUCUCGUGUUUCAGGGCAUUCAGGUUUCAGGUUAACCUCAAUGAAAACUCAGUGAAGUUUUUACCUCAAUGGGUUUUUGAUUUUCCAAAUAAAUUCCUGGUUAAAUGUU